Messenger RNA from Mesitornis unicolor (brown roatelo), 565 nucleotides. Its product is annotated as zinc finger protein ZIC 2. NCBI's taxonomy places the organism in Eukaryota, Metazoa, Chordata, Aves, Mesitornithiformes, Mesitornithidae. Gene Ontology annotation, biological process: central nervous system development; regulation of transcription by RNA polymerase II. The transcript is spliced from 2 exons. Gene Ontology annotation, molecular function: DNA-binding transcription factor activity, RNA polymerase II-specific; RNA polymerase II cis-regulatory region sequence-specific DNA binding. The record is from RefSeq and is a predicted model, not a curated record. Gene Ontology annotation, cellular component: nucleus. The annotation marks the transcript as partial.
CUCUUCCCGGGCAUCCACGACCAGCAUGGCCCCCACGCCUCCCAAAAUGUUCUCAACGGGCAGAUGCGCCUGGGCUUGCCGGGGGAGGUGUUCGCCCGGUCGGAUCAGUACCGCCAGGUCUCCAGCCCCAGGACUGACCCUUACUCGGCGGCUCAGCUGCACAACCAGUACGGCCCCAUGAAUAUGAAUAUGGGCAUGAAGAUGGCAGCAGGUGCCUUUUUCCGCUACAUGCGGCAGCAGUGCAUCAAGCAAGAGCUCAUCUGCAAGUGGAUCGACCCUGAGCAGCUGAACAACCCCAAAAAAAGUUGCAAUAAAACUUUCAGCACCAUGCACGAGUUGGUCACCCACGUCUCGGUGGAGCACGUUGGGGGACCCGAGCAGAGCAACCAUGUCUGCUACUGGGAGGAGUGUCCCCGGGAAGGCAAGCCCUUCAAAGCAAAAUACAAACUGGUCAAUCACAUCCGAGUGCACACGGGCGAGAAACCCUUCCCCUGUCCCUUUCCCGGCUGCGGAAAAGUUUUCGCCAGAUCAGAAAACCUCAAAAUUCACAAAAGGACGCACACAG